This is a messenger RNA of Mya arenaria, 1739 nucleotides long. Its product is annotated as acetylcholine receptor subunit beta-like. Lineage: Eukaryota; Metazoa; Mollusca; Bivalvia; Myida; Myidae. The transcript is spliced from 4 exons. The record is from RefSeq and is a predicted model, not a curated record. Bases 39 to 1700 code for a protein of 553 amino acids. Gene Ontology annotation, biological process: signal transduction; chemical synaptic transmission; regulation of membrane potential. Gene Ontology annotation, cellular component: neuron projection; synapse; membrane. Gene Ontology annotation, molecular function: extracellular ligand-gated monoatomic ion channel activity; transmembrane signaling receptor activity; neurotransmitter receptor activity.
UCUCACCAAGGUUCGGGUUCGAUUCCCGCCCUGGGCGCAUGGAUGAAUACAUGUCCAAAAGAAUGGUUUUUAUGAAGGAUACUGAGUUUGUUUUGAAAGAAAGGUGCAGAAAACACGGUAUUUCUUCCUUAUGCGACGAUAGUAGAUCACGGAGCCCCAAAAAGGUGGUUGAUUCCUCAGACGACCAGUGUGUUAUUAAACGUCCGGAAACAAAUAAUGCCCUUCAUGUCCGAGGUUAUCCGCUUGCUUCAUCACCGGGAGACGCACACCUCCAUUUAACGGAAGCACCGUCAGUGCUGGAGUUGUGCGUCGAGCAGUACAACAUGGAUCCCAAGCCGAUUGUAACGCUGAUUUAUCUGGUAUGCAUAUGUAUGGGUCCUGCCGCUGCACAAACAAUGCAGGACGCACAGAACCUUCUAGAGACGCUCACUUCCGGUUUCAAUAAGAACGUCCGGCCCGCCGUCAACCAGUCCCAUCCCACGUACGUAAACGUAUCGUUCGAUCUCGUCUCUCUUCUAGAAAUGGACGAGAUAAUAGGGAAACUUUCAGUGGUCGGCAUCCUGUACAUGUCUUGGUUUGAGCCUCGCAUGAUGUGGAACCCUUUUCUAUACGGCGGAAAAUACGUUUUGAACGCGCCCAUAGACAGUGUUUGGAAACCGGAUAUAGUCGUUGCCCACCCUGUAGAAUCCAUGGUAGCGCUCGGGUAUCACCAUAAAUGGGUUAAGGUCAGGUACUAUUACAACGGAAUAGCGAACUUCAGUCCCGGUGACGUCAUUUCUACGACGUGUCAAAUUGACGUCAGGUACUAUCCGUUUGAUACCCAGGAAUGCAAGAUAAUGUUUAUUCCGUAUGGGAUGUUUGGGAACGAGAUUUACUUUAUUACCCCCGAGAACGAGGUUCUCCUGAACUUCUUUACUGAAAAUGGGGAAUGGGCUCUUGACAAAACGGAGACGGCCACGGGACUAAUUGCCGACACUUUUCCAUUCUUCGCCGUUGUUCUAAAGUUGCGACGUCGCCCGACGUUUGUUAUCGUAAACGUUAUAUUGCCAAUUCUUUUUAUGGGUCUCCUAAACGUCCUGGUAUUCUACUUACCGCCAAAUUCCGGCGAACGUGUUUCCUACGCAAUCACCGUUCUUCUAGCGAUCGCCGUCUUUCUUACCUUGGUUAACGACAACCUGCCGAAAACGUCCCAGCCAAUGUCGACCAUCUGCUACUUCCUGCUGACCAAUCUGGUCAUGAGUGCGCUCAUUAUGAUGGUAACCAUUUACAGUCUGUACAUCUUUCACCGCCCUGAAAGCCGACCGGUGCCAAGAUGGCUAAAACAGAUGGUUACGUCGUUUCAUUGUCCUUGUUGGAAGAGGAAAAAGCAAACAGACGUUGAACAGAUCAAGCCACCGGAAGAAACGUCUGACGUCGUUCCAGAAAAACCACCGCUGUACAAACGGCGCGCUAGCCCGAUCGUCGUUAAGGAGCCGUUUACGAUUCAAUUAACCGGGAGCGUCGCUUCAAAGAAAGACCCGGUUGCAGAACCGCCAACUGAGAAAUGGGCAACGUCACGGACAGAUGACGUCACGGAAAAUGUAACGUGGAGCGACGUCAGCGCCAUGUUUGACCAAAUUGCAUUCAUUAUAACGCUUACAUGGCUGGUCAUUUCGGCUGUGACGUUCUUUGUUAUGGUUGCCAGAAAUACAAUGCCAUAAAACGGGCAACUUAUGUAGACGUCUUAAACCCGCUAGAAG